AUGGGUAAGGGGAAGCCAAGAGGAUUGCAGAGUGCCCGUAAGCUACGUACGCAUCGUCGUAAUUCACGCUGGGCUGACAAGCAAUAUAAGAAAAGGGCCUUGGGUACUGCAUACAAAUCAUCUCCAUUUGGUGGAUCAUCUCACGCCAAGGGCAUUGUUCUCGAAAAGAUCGGUGUCGAAGCCAAACAACCCAACUCUGCCAUUCGAAAAUGUGUUCGUGUUCAAUUAAUCAAGAAUGGCAAAAAAGUCACAGCCUUCGUGCCCAAUGACGGUUGCUUGAAUUACGUCGAAGAAAACGAUGAAGUGCUUAUUGCUGGAUUCGGUCGAAAAGGCCGCGCUGUCGGUGAUAUUCCCGGUGUCCGAUUUAAGGUUGUCAAAGUUUCUGGAGUUUCCCUACUUGCUUUAUAUAAAGAGAAAAAGGAAAAGCCGCGAGCUUAA
Molecule: messenger RNA, 438 nt
Organism: Paraglomus brasilianum
Lineage: Eukaryota; Fungi; Glomeromycota; Glomeromycetes; Paraglomerales; Paraglomeraceae
Source: the annotation of a GenBank genome assembly